Manduca sexta (tobacco hornworm) is the source of this 3795-nucleotide messenger RNA. Its product is annotated as plexin-A2. Gene Ontology annotation, biological process: regulation of cell shape; negative regulation of cell adhesion; regulation of cell migration. Gene Ontology annotation, cellular component: semaphorin receptor complex. The coding region runs from base 112 to 3699 and encodes 1195 amino acids. Gene Ontology annotation, molecular function: semaphorin receptor activity; protein binding. The record is from RefSeq and is a predicted model, not a curated record. NCBI's taxonomy places the organism in Eukaryota, Metazoa, Arthropoda, Insecta, Lepidoptera, Sphingidae. The transcript has a single exon.
AAAAUUAUUCCAGUCACUCUUAAACUGGAAGCUCACGCGGUCACACUGGCAACUUAUUUUUAAAAUAAGAAUAGAACGUCUCUAGUAGAGAGACCGUUACAAAGAAGAAACAUGGCCGCCGCUCAACGGCAUAUUAGCAGCAAAAUCGGCAUUUGCACCAGCACCCAUAUCUUGUGCACGCUGUUGCUACCGUACGUUGCUCUCGCUAACCAACCAUCCUUUGAUGACUCUUCAGCAAGUUUAUUCAACCAUCUCGCUGUAGACAGCAGAACAGGAAACGUUUACAUUGGAACAGUAAAUAAAAUCCACCGACUAACACCAGAUCUAGAAGUUAUACAAACCGUGGAUACAAACCCUGAUAAACUUAAAGACAAUGUGAACAAGGCCUUGUUGAUUGACUACGCAAGCAAUCGUCUCAUCACAUGCGGGUCUGCAAAUGGUUUUUGUUCAGUGAGAAAUCUUAAUAACAUUACCGAAGCUCGUGAAAUGGAAGAACCAGUUGUAUCUAAUAAUGCAGAAGCUUCUACUGUCGCCUUUAUAGCUGAAGGCUCUGGAUCAAAACAAGUAAUGUACGUGGGAUCUACUUUUGCGCCUAACUCAGAUGAUUUCGUAAAGCCUGCAGUGAGCAGCCGUUCGCUAGAAGACGAUCGCCUAUUCAACAUAGACCAGAGUGGAACCAAAAUGUACGUAAAUUCCUUAUCACGGGAACGGUAUCCUAUAAACUACGUGUAUGGGUUUAGCUCCGAAGGAUUCAGCUAUUUUUUGACGACACAGAUGAAGGAGGGAAGUUCCACGUAUUACAGCAAGUUGGUGCGCGUUUGUAAUAACGAUGAGAAUUAUUACUCCUAUACAGAGAUCCCUAUUACGUGUAAUGGAGUGGGAAAGAAUUAUAACCUCGCUCAAGCAGCAUUUGUGGGUAAAGCCGGGUCGAUGCUCGCCUCAGAAUUAGGGAUAAAUGAUCAACAAGAAGUCCUAUUCGCAACGUUUAGUCCGAGUGAAACGGAAAAAUCGAGCAAACCCUCUGGAGCUUCAGGACUCUGCAUUUAUCCCCUCAAAGACAUUCGGCGUAAGUUCACACAAAACAUACAGUCUUGCUUUAAUGGCCGUGGCUCACGAGGACUCGAUUUCAUCACACCAUCCAGUUCAUGUAUAUCUAUAAAGAUGGAAAUUAAUGAAGAUUUCUGCGGCCUAGACGUGAACACGCCUUUAGGAGGUGAGGUAGCUCUGGAAACAGUCGCAGUGGCCACAUUCAACGAGAGACUAACAGCCGCGGCAGUGUUAGUCACCAGUUUCUAUACGGUUAUGUUCGCGGGGACCGCACAAGGACAUCUGAAGAAAAUUCUCGUGAAAGGCUCCAACGCUGUUGAAUAUGAUGACAUAGUUAUUGACAAAGGUUCGAUCAUCAAAGAUUUAGUUUUCGACACUCAAAAGUCGCAUUUGUAUGUAAUGUCAGAGCGUAAAGUGUCCAAAGUGAAAGUUCAAGAAUGCAGUUUAUAUCACUCGUGUUCAACCUGUCUCGAAGCCAAGGAUCCGUAUUGCGGAUGGUGUCCUUCAAAGAACUGGUGCAGCACUCAGUCGUCUUGUGAGAAUAAUCCUGAAAGUACUAUACAUUGGCGUCAAAAUAUACCCCCAUAUCAAAAAGACAUAUGCGCCACAAUCACUCAUGUAAACCCAGCACAGUUGCAACGGACGACACCUGCAAUUUUUAAUGUUUUUAUUAAUAACCUACCUGCUUCUGAUGAACAGUUCUACUGCGUAUUUAGAAUGUUAGGUCAUACUGUUACUACUGUUGCUACCCGAGAAAGUUACGGUGUCGAUUGUGCGUCGCCUUUUGCGAACUCAUUCCCGUCAUUUCCUGCCGGCCGUCAUCAGCUCGAAGCUGAACUCAUCGUACGAUCAAACUCAUACACUAAUAUAGCCUCGACUAACAUCGCAAUUACUGACUGCAGUUCCUACACCUCUUGUACAGAGUGCACUAGUUCACCCUAUCCUUGUGAGUGGUGCGUUGACAGUGGUCGUUGCACGCACGAUGGUGCUACAUACUGCCGCAAUGAUAUAUUAGUUACGAGCAACAGUUCUACCAAGGAAAUUCCUGGUACCAACUCAUGUGCGUCAUUUCAUUCCAAAUCUGGUAAUGAGAUCUUAGUACACUCGGGUGUAAAGAAAGGUAUUUCGGUUAAGGCUCACAUACCAGAGUAUGCUAUAUUGUCUAGAUUUUUAUGCGAAUUUAUGAUACAAGGUAAAAAAAAUCUCGUGAAUGGUCAGUUAGUUGCAGACACUAUUUAUUGUGAUAAAUUUAAAUUUACGUAUGCUUCGCCGGAUCCUUAUAUUACUGCUACGUUUAAGAUCUUAUGGGGUGGCUCGAAAGCUGUUGAUAAUCUUGAUAAUGUCCACAUUGUCAUUUACCGUUGUGACUUGGCAGAAAACUGUGGAUCGUGCCUUACAAUGCCCGAAAAGUUUCAAUGUGGAUGGUGCAAUGGCGUGAAUAAAUGCGAAUCACAAGACAAUUGCAAAACUCCAAACGUGUGGUUUAGCCAGAACCGUGCUUGCCCGAAUCCUGAAAUUCACUCGUUUACGCCGCAUUCAGGUCCUUGGGAAGGGGGCACUAAGAUCACCAUCGUAGGUGCAAACCUUGGAAGAAAGAUAUCGGAUAUCAAAGGUGUGGAUAUAGCAGGAACUUACUGCGAGCCUAUUCCAGAACUGUAUGUUAAGACUAAAGAAAUAGUAUGCACAGCGUUGGGUCCUGGGGAUGACGUGCCUCGAGAAGGCCCAGUUGUCGUCAAAAUAGCCGAAUAUCGCGGAGUAUCUAACGUUAAUUACUCCUUUGUCAAUCCAGUAAUAAACUCUAUCGAACCGGCAUAUGGCCCACAGUCGGGUGGCACACUAUUGCAAAUUAAUGGCGAAUAUCUGGAUGCGGGUAGUGACAUAAAAGUGUAUAUUGACGAUUCGCCGUGUUACAUUAUAUCAAUCUCGCAAAGUAGAGUCCAAUGCAAGACAAGCCUUUCACAUAUCGCUAAAUUGGGAACUGUAAGAAUAAAUUUCGAUAAUGCCACCCGAGUUUUAAAUAGCCCAAAGUUUGAAUAUGUUGAAAAUCCUAUUGUAUUUUCAGUAGGAACCAGACUGUCCUCUGAAGAGCAUCCUAGAGGUACCCCUUCUGGCGGCACAAGCAUCAAAGUUUUAGGUCGAAAUUUCCGUGCAAUACAAUCACCGAAGAUAUACGUAUAUUACAACAAUAGACUUUUCACUGGCCCUUGUAAUAAGGUUGAUUAUGAUACCGAACUAUCAUGCGAAUCUCCCAAAAUUGAGGGUAUUGUAUUCUCAGAUGAGGAGCAACCUCUACAACUGGAAUAUGGCUUUGAUAUGGACGAUGUGGAAAGUGUACAAAUAGUCAGCAAGAAGCUUGGUGCAUUCGUUCUGUACCCUGAUCCAAUUUACGAGACAUUUGAAGGUGUUAAGCAGCUUAAAUCCGAUUACCUGACUAUAAACGGUGAUAAUUUGGAUCGGGUUAGUUCAUCAAACGAUAUAGAAGUGCGCAUAGGGAAUAAAAAUUGUAAUGUGACGUCACUGUCACGUCAUCAAUUGACUUGCCGACCACCAACGUUAAAUGAGCUACCUGUUGGUGUAGAUGCUUAUAAUGUGGAGGUCAAAGUAGGGCGGAAGCUUUACAAUAUAGGCAAAAUCUCAUACGACCAGCAAUGAUUGCAUUAUAUCAUAACACUAAUUCAUAAGAAUAAUUAUUUUUAGUAUAAUACAUAGAAAUUUUGACAGAUUUUCAUUAAAUGCUUUGUUAACAAA